Messenger RNA from Cotesia congregata, 768 nucleotides. The record is from the annotation of a GenBank genome assembly. NCBI's taxonomy places the organism in Eukaryota, Metazoa, Arthropoda, Insecta, Hymenoptera, Braconidae.
AUGCUCGCGUCUGAUGGACUUGAACCCGGUACCUCAUGGUUGACAGUCUUCUACGCUACUCACUGGCCUAAGUCACUCUCACAAGGUCUAUGUUUAUUCCACUUAUAUAAAUUCACUAUAGGAAUCCAUAGUCACACCUUAACAGGACACUGCGCUAAAGUCCUGGCAGCUAAAUUUCUAGGAGAGCCUUCUAAAGUGGUUACUGGUAGCCACGAUCGCACCCUUAAAAUUUGGGACCUUCGAAGCCGUGCUUGUAAGCUCUCGGCUGCGAGCUUACUUGAUAGACAAAUAACCAAACUUUAUUUGGGGUACUUGUGGGAUUGCUACACAGGCAUUGAAACUAAAUUUGCCGGCUCGAGUUGCAACGACCUCGUCACCUCUGAUGGAGCUGGAUCCACCAUAAUCAGCGGUCACUUUGACAAGAGAAUCAGAUUUUGGGAUACCAGAGCCGAGUCGAGUUCCAAUGACAUCCUACUGCAGGGAAAGGUCACGUCGCUUGAUUUAUCACGAGGAUUUAACGCCAAUUAUUUAUUGAGUUGCGUGCGAGACGAUACGGUCAAGCUCCUUGAUCUACGUAUGAAACAAAUUGUUGGAUCAUUCAGCGCGGACGGAUUCAAGGUGGGCUGCGACUGGGCGAGAGCUACCUUCAGCCCGGACGGACAGUAUAUCGCGGUCGGAUCAGCUGAUGGGAGUGUUUUUAUUUGGAAUGUCAUCACCAACAAAAUUGAAACGAUACUCAGAGAUCAUACAGAUUCACGGGAAUUAUAA